CAGACCCCCCGGACCCCCCAGCCCCCCAUGCCGCUGGGCCUGGGCCGCCGCAAGAAGCCGCCGCCGCUGGUGGAGAACGAGGAGGGGGCCGGGGGUCGCGGGGGGGCCCCGGGCGAGGCCGGGGGGGCGGCGGGGGGCGCGGGGGGCGCCGCCCCUCCCCCGGCGGCGCUGCGGCCGCGGCUCGUGUUCCACACGCAGCUGGCGCACGGCUCGCCCACGGGCCGCGUGGAGGGGUUCAGCAACGUGAGAGAGCUGUACGGGAAAAUCGGGGAGGCCUUCGGGAUCCCCCCCAGCGAGGUGCUGUUCUGCACGCUGAACACGCCGCAGGUGGACAUGGAGAAGCUGCUGGGGGGGCAGAUCGGGCUGGAGGAUUUCAUCUUCGCGCACACGCGCGGCCGCCAGAAGGACGUGCAGGUGCUGAAAUCCGAGGAGGCGCUGGGGCUGACCAUCACUGACAACGGGGCUGGGUACGCCUUCAUCAAGAGGAUCCGCGAGGGCUCGGUGAUGGCGCGCACGCCCCAGGUCGAGGUCGGGGACGUGCUGGAGGCGCUGGACGGGCAGAGCCUGGUGGGGGCGCGGCACUUCGAGGUGGCACGGAGGCUGCAGGAGCUGCCCCGCGGGCACCGCUUCAGGCUGAGCCUCACCGAGCCCAGACGGGCCUGGGAGGGGAUCGGGCCGCGCUCGGGGGGCUCUCGGGGCGCUGCCCCCCAGGGGGGUUGGGGGUCCCGGGGGACGCUGAGGCUGCGCUCGAGGGGCCCGGCCACGCUGCAGGAGCAGCCCUCGGCCUUCGAGGAGCGCGCGGUGGCCAAGGUGGACGAUCUGCUGGAGAGCUACAUGGGCAUCCGGGACAGCGAGCUGGCCGCCACCAUGGUGGAGCUGGGCCGCGACGCGCGCGAUCCCGACGCUCUGGCCGAGGCUCUGGACUCGCAGCUCGGCGAUUUCGCUUUCCCCGACGAGUUCGUGUUCGACGUCUGGGGCGCCAUCGGGGACGCCAAGGCGGGGCGCUGCUAGGGGCUGGGAGCCCCCCGGGGAUUGGGGAGCCCCUGGGGAUUGGGGAACCCCCCCCGAGACUGGGGAACCCCCCCCGAGAUUGGGGAACCCCCUCCUGGGACUGGGGAACCCCCGAUCAGGGACCCCCUUUGAGGACCCCCCCAGGAUUGGGAAUCCCCCCCCCCCCCCUUCAUGACUGGGGACCCUCCCAUUGGGGACCCCCCCAGAACUGGGGACCCCCCAACUUUGGGGGUCCUCUUGCAAUGCUUACCCUGGGUGGGGCCCCCCAUGGUUGGGGAACCCCCCCCCAAAAAAUCUGCUGGACCCCCAAAGUGCCCUGAGGACCCCCCUCCUCUCAGGACCCCCCUGGACCUGCUGGGUACCCCCAAAUUCCAAACCCCCCAGAUUUCCUGUACCCCCCGCUUGGACCUGGGUACCCCCAAAUCCGAAGCCCCCCCCCCCCUCCACCACGGAGACCCCCCAAAGCUUUUGGGGGAAACCCAUCCCCCCCCCCAUUUUGGGACCCCUCUAUUUUUGGAACCCCUCCCCCAACACUCCUGGGCCCCCCCUGGGACACCACUGCCCCUCCCCCCCCACGGGGCGUUUUGGGGGGGGUGGGGCCCCCAAAUACGGGAGAGACCCCCCCGGUGCCAAUCUGAGCCUGUCACUGUCACUGUCACCCCGGGAUAUUUUUGUAUUUUCGUGGAAAAGAUUUGAACAUAAAAUGGAGA
Molecule: messenger RNA, 1721 nt
Organism: Oenanthe melanoleuca
Lineage: Eukaryota; Metazoa; Chordata; Aves; Passeriformes; Muscicapidae
Gene: GIPC1
Product: GIPC PDZ domain containing family member 1
Exons: 6
Coding region: 28-1011 (327 amino acids)
Molecular function (GO): protein binding
Source: RefSeq, a predicted model, not a curated record